This is a messenger RNA of Dimorphilus gyrociliatus, 4035 nucleotides long. Lineage: Eukaryota; Metazoa; Annelida; Polychaeta; Dinophilidae. The record is from the annotation of a GenBank genome assembly.
GUUGUACGCAUGCGCAGUUUAAACAAACAUGUCGGUGGCGUUGAUUCGCAGUAAUGUUCUAAAUUAAUACAAUUUCCCAACAAAAAAGUCAAAAUUGAGUAGAUCUAAUCGGAAAAAUUGAAAGAUAACAGCUUGAAAAACAUAUAGUUCGAGCCUCAAGAUCUGAUUUGAAACAACAAGCGAUAAAAACAUUAAUCUCAUCAAAAGUUGUCCGCGUUGUCAGUUCACAAAUCUGUCAGAAAAAAGAGGCGAAAGAAAUGUCUAGAGCAAGUAAUGGAAAACCGGGUUUCUCUUACGAGUCUCAGGGUAAGUACUCAACCUUCGUUAUAUUUUAGGUCACUCUUGGUCAUUUGGUUAGAUAACUUUAGGGUUUUGGUCGUUAAACGAAUUGAUUUCUCUUAUUGCCCGCUCAUAGCCUGGCGCAUGCGCAUUAAGGAUACGAAAAGUUUUAAAUAUCGAGAGCGUAUUAAAACUGUUUUCAGUAAUUGUAGACAGUUCGCAAUAUAAAUCAGAGAGAAAAUAACGAUACAGAAAAUAUCUAAUACCUCGUUGGAUUAUAAAUCUCUACAUCGAAACAUCUAUAUAUAUAUAUAUAUCAUAAAUAUAUAUAUAUAUAUAUAUAUAAACCAGAUUCAGAUGAGUAAGUUUAACUAGUGAUCAAAUUGGAAUAUUAUGAAUAAUAUAUGAAUAAGCAUCCCAAAAACAAGUUUCUUAGACGGAGAGAAAUCUUUCUUAUCUGAUUAAAGAAGUUGUUACCAGUUGUAUCUACAAUAGUUGGUUCUUUGUCAUAUACGAAGCAAUUAUUGUAAUUGCUCCAUUUGACAGUUAUUAACAAUUUUUAGCAGAUAAGUGCAAAAACAGUAGGGUUUCAUAGCAUAUAACAAAAGACUAAAGGCGAACAAUCCUUAUUCUUAUAAAAGUUAUAAUUUUCUUUCAUAUCACUGAAUUCCAGCCUAAAUAAUCAUUCCUUUUUUCAAUAGAGGCUUUUAAUUGGGUCGAUUAUUUAAAAGAAACUGGUGGUAGCGCAGCGCCGGCAAAAUGCUUCAAGCAAUUUGAAACUCCUCCCAAAAAUGAAUUCCGCCCCGGAAUGAAGUUAGAGGCUCGCGAUCCAAGAAACUUGACAUCAAUAUGCAUAGCUUCAGUUAUUUCGACAAUUGGUCCCCGGCUCCGUCUCCGGUUAGACGGUAGCGACGACAAGAGUGAUUUUUAUAGAAUAGUUGACUCUACGGAUUUACAUCCGAAUGGUUAUUGCGAAAAAAGAAACGAAUUAUUACAACCCCCUUUGGGAUUUAUGGGUAAUCCCUCCUCGUGGAAUACAUUCCUUAAAAGAACAAAAUCUUCUGCGUCAUUUGCGCCCGAAUCUUUCUUUAAACCUGAACCCCCCACUCCAAGUGCAAACUUUUUUGAAGUUGGUAUGAAGCUGGAGGCUGUCGAUAGAAAAAAUGCACAAUUAAUUUGUCCAGCCGCAGUCGGUGCUAUAGAUAAAGAUCAAAUUCAUGUUGUGUUUGAUGGUUGGAAGGGGGCAUUCGAUUAUUGGUGCAGGUAUGAUUCUAGAGAGAUCUUUCCGGUCGGUUGGUGCCAGAAAGGCGAGCACCCGCUUCAACCACCUGGCAAUCGUGCCGUACCACCAAAGAAUAGAAUAAGAAAUAAUCAUAGCGAAGAGGAAACGAGAGAAAAAUCGGCAACUCCUCCAAUAGAAAGAUCUUUAAAUCAUAUUAAUUCAACUGAUGGUGAAAAAUGCGUUAUAUAUAUUAAAACAAGCUGUGAUUGUGGUCCUUAUAUUGAGAAAGAUAAACUACGAACUCUUAAUGUUAAGAAGGUUGGGCCAGUUCCGAUUACUUCUGGUUUGCAUGUUGCCGUUCAAAGUUUGGUUGACUGCGCUAAACAUCAACGAACAAUGUUCUCAAGGAUAAGGGAUGGAAAUGGUAGAGUUAUUAUCAAUAUUAAUUAUGGGGAUAAAGUUCAUUCGAAACGUUUGCCUCCUAUUGAAACUAACGAUGCAUUGUGGGCGUUUUUAAGAGAAUUUCUACAGGAUGUGGACGCAUGUCAGCGGCUAUUUUCUCCAGAUGGCUUUAUAAAAUGUGAACAAUGUACGAAUGCUUCAUCUUCCGAAAAGAAAGCCAAUUUUCCUACUGGUAGUAUUAAAAAGUCUCAACCGAGUUCUCCGGCAACAGCGGAAGGCCUUCUGAAAAGUGUACCGAAUGAACCUGUAAGUCGAGAUCAUCGUAGGCAUUUGGAAGAAAAUGGUAAUAUUGGGGAAGUUAAAAAAAUACGUUUAAGUGUUGGAGAUAAAGAAAAGGUUAAAAGUGAAAAACGACGCAGUUCGGGCGCAAACUCAAAUGGAGGAGCUACAAGAAAUAGUUUAAACAAUUCAUUGUCAACAGAAGUAGCACAAGGUAACAAAUUGUUUUUUAAAAAAAAUGUCACAAAGAACUUUCGAAUUAUUUUACAAGAAUGAUACUCUUAGGACUUUAUCCUAUCUACCUAUAUCCUUCUUUCGCUAAUUUUUCAUCUUAUUUCUUCCUUCUUUACUUUUCAUUAAAUGAAGAACGUGAGAAAAACAAACCUAAUCUUUUCUAUUUAUAUUCCGGUAGAGGGCGAUUUAUAUUCGAAUGAUGACCAAGCAUAGUUUAUUAACAAUAAGAAUAGACGAACGAUUGGUAUAAAGAUAUUAAAUGAAUGUUUAGUUAAAAUUUGUAUUCUCUUGUCUUCUUCAAUGAAAAUUGAAUUGUUUAUUAAAAAUGAAAAAAUAACUUUGAUGGUUUUUUUGAAUUGUGAUGAAAAUUUCCAUUAAAAAGUAAUAUAAUUAAAGGUAUAUAUACUUAAGAAUCUUGACUAAAAAGCAAAGAUACAAUAACACUCCGCUUCUUUGCUAUUUAUCGAUUUAUGACCCAAGUUCGACCCUGAUAUUCUAGAACGAGGCUAGACACUGCAGCAGGCAGCUGCAAUAUUGAUUUACAAGCACCCCGGCCAACUGAAAUGCGACCAUUAUCUCAAGAUCCUGCCAAUUGGACGACUGACGAAGUUGUUAAACAUGUAGUUGACACUGACCCAGCCUUGACGUCUGUUACCGAUCUGUUUCGAACUCAUGAAAUUGAUGGAAAAGCGUUAAUGUUACUAAACAGCGAUAUGAUGAUGAAAUAUAUGGGUCUAAAAUUGGGUCCAGCACUGAAGUUAAGCAAUAUUAUUGAAAAACUGAAACAGAGGAAGUGAAUUAUAAAAACAAGGAAUCAUCUGCAUUUACUUUAAAAGUGAAAUAUCUAACGUUUGUUCAAGCCGCUAAAAGACAUCUUUACUUUUUUUUUCUUUUUAUUUAUUCAACUGUAUUAUUUUGAAUGAAUGAAUGAAGUGAAGCCGUUAAAUAUUCAGGUUCUUUAUCGGCAUAUUACAAAGAAGAAACAAAAAAUUUGCAAACGUUUUUUCUUUUUUCAUUGUUUAUAAAAAUUUUAUCUUUUUUUUUUUUUAAAAACAAAGAAAACAUUGAAAAGAAUUAGUCAAGAUAAACUUUAAAGCUAAUGUUGUCUUUAUCACCCGAAAUAGCUGCUAUAAAUAUACAUCUUUUUCAAAAUUGCAACUCUAAAACAGAAAGGCAACAGAUAAUAAUUGUUCUUCUACUGUUCUUGUUUAAUGGUGCCAAAUACACUACAGUUAUAGAAAAUACUAUAAAAAUUCUCAGAAUUUAAUAUUUUCCUUUUAAAUAUCUUGUUUAAAAAGAUAAGUUUGCUUUUAUUGAUCUUUUGAUUUAACUGCUAAUUGUACAAGCUUAUGAACGAAUACAUUUUUAAUGCCCUAAAAGCCGGUUGGGAAUUGUAUAUUCCUUCCUUCCUUCCUUGCGCUUUCUCUCUUCCUUUACCCCUUCGUUAAUCAUUAUCUUUUUUUAUAGUUUAUACUGGCUAAUUUGUUCAUCUGAUGUCUUAAAUUGAUAAAUAUAAAGAGAAUUAUCUAUAGACGUUCAACACAAAUGGAUUAUAUAUUUGUUUCUGAUGUUUUAUAUUGAAAAAUAGUGAAAUUUUAACUUAUGCAUUUAAAUUCUUA